CGCAGGUCCGCGGGGAGGGGCGGCCUGCCGCAGGGCCCACCCCGGGGCGUUCCUGAAGGGCGCCCUCGGCCGCCCCCACCGCCCCGCAGAUGUACUAUGCGGUUUCCCAGGCGCGCGUGAACGCGGCCCCCGCGACCAUGCUGCGGCCACAGCGGCCGGGAGACGUGCAGCUCGGGGCCUCCCUGUACGAGCUGGUGGGCUACCGGCAGCCGCCCUGCUCCUCUUCCUCCACGUCCUCCGCCUCUGCCACGGCCCCCCUCCUCCCCAAGGCGACGCGCGAGAAGCCGGAGGUAACCGCGGAGCCGCCGGGCUCGGGAGCCGGGGCGGGCGCGCACGCAGGCGGCGGCUCCCGGGCAGAAGCCAAAGAAGAGCAGCAGCAGCAGCUGAGGCGUAAGAUCAACAGCCGCGAGCGGAAGCGCAUGCAGGACCUGAACCUGGCCAUGGACGCGCUGCGCGAGGUCAUCCUGCCCUACUCGGCGGCGCACUGCCAGGGCGCGCCGGGCCGCAAGCUCUCCAAGAUCGCCACGCUGCUGCUCGCCCGCAACUACAUCCUGCUGCUGGGCAGCUCGCUGCAGGAGCUGCGCCGCGCGCUGGGCGAGGGCGCGGGCGGCCCGGGGCUCUGCACCUGCGCGGUCUGCAAGUUCCCGCAUCUCGUCCCGGCCGGCUUGGGCCUGGCCGCCGUGCAGGCGCAGUUUUCCAAGUGAGACCCGGCCCGGGCCCGGGGCGCCACCUCGGCCCGGGCGUUCGAGCCCCCGAGCCUCGCGCCAGGGGAGAGCGGGACCGAGCCUGGAGCAGGAAUGCGUUUUGAGCCUUUUCACCCAGAAGAAGGGACUGUCGGGCGUCCCCUCCCCAGCCCGCACUGCGGGAAGUCAGUCACCCGAGCGGAUGUUGGACCGAGUGUGGGCGCUGUCUGGGGUCCCGGGUCGACUCCAGUGCGGCGGGCAGCCGGUGCGCUCGAGCCCCACACUCACCCAGAGCAAAUCCCCCGGGGUCCCUGAAGUUCUGCGCUUCUCGGGGCGGUGAAUUUCACCGAGAGGCGCCAGCCCUGGGGCGGCAGGAGGCCAGCCCGGAGCUCGACUGCUCACAGAAGCGGCACCGACGAGCCAGGGGCCGGGGCUGCUCUCCGCGGGCGGGCCGGGCCGGGCCGGGCAGGGCCGGGCGCUCUCCUUCUCGGGGGCCGGGGCCAGAGGUCAGUGGCGUCGCGGUCCCGCUAGCCCAGCUGUCGUGGGAGGCAGUCGUGCCUCCAGCAGCCGGUUGGUCGGUGCAGAUAGUUCCAGGCGUAGCUGCGACAGACUCGGCCGUCAGACGGGGGGCGUCGCGGUGCUGCGAAGGGGCGAUGACUCCUUCUCAGGCCGUUCAGAACCCGAGGCGCACGGUUUCGUUCCCCUCCCCACAGGUAGCCUCGCUUGCUUGAAACAUUGCAGCUUGUUGACCAACAAAAGCAAUCACCUUUCCCGGAGACGGUGUUCCUGGCGUACUAAAAUAGGUAACGAGGCGUUUCGUUUCGCAGUCGCCGUCUUGCCAGAACGCACAAUCGCUAAUAAACGCUCCCUCCGGCUCCGCCAAGGCGCAGAGGAGACUGCGCCCCAAAAGCCGGCGGCUCGGCGGGGGCCGGCCGCAGAGCUCGGCCGCCGGGGUCCGCGCUUCCUCCGCGGCCCCUCGCGCUGGCUCACCCGUGCAGGGCCGGUUCGCCCCGCGGCUGCAACUUGCAGUGGAAGAACUCAGCAGAUGGCCGGUCUUGUUUGGUUACAGACGUUAACAAAUUACUUCACCCAAGAUAAUGUUAUGAUCUAGCAACGCUUGCUUUGAUUUUUCUGUUUAAGGUUUUGGGUUGUGGGUAGUAGCCGAAUUUAACGGGCAUAUUCUUUUCUCUCUAACUUUGUUUUCGUUGCGCGGUGAAGAAUCAACAAAAUAAAACAUUGAAACACC
This is a messenger RNA of Condylura cristata (star-nosed mole), 1929 nucleotides long. RefSeq names its product oligodendrocyte transcription factor 1 (gene OLIG1). Lineage: Eukaryota; Metazoa; Chordata; Mammalia; Eulipotyphla; Talpidae. The transcript has 2 exons. Bases 90 to 704 code for a protein of 204 amino acids. Gene Ontology annotation, molecular function: protein dimerization activity. The record is from RefSeq and is a predicted model, not a curated record.